AUGUCUACCGCAAUCCCCACCAACAAGAGAACGGCUAUUCUCAAUGAUGGAAAUGGAAUUCCACUAAUCGGCCUGGGGACGUACCUCUCAAAGCCAAAUGAGGUUCGGGAUGCUGUUCUAGCGGGAUGGAAAUGUGGCAUGCGGCACUUUGACUGCGCGCAGUUCUAUCAGAAUGAAAAGGAAAUCGGUUCGGCAAUCGAGACUCUGAGGAAGGAGGAGCCGCGCUUCAAGAGGGAAGACCUCUUCAUCACCAGCAAGGCUUGGAACUCGUCAGUACAAACCCAAACAUAUCUUUACUUAAUUCACUGGCCAGUCAACUUCGCCGCGGUCGAUGAUGCCAAGUCCGAUACUGGAGUAAAGCUGGAACCAUCUGAGGGAGGCAACAUGCUGCUCGACAGGGAGCUGAGCUUGACGGCUACCUGGGAAGCUAUGAUCGAGGUUAAAAAGGCUGGCAAAGUGAAGAGCAUUGGUGUCAGCAACUUCAGCCUGGCGCACAUUCAGAAGCUCAUUGACGAGACUGGUGUAGUUCCAGCUGUCAACCAGGAUCUUAUUCCUCUCAACUAG
This is a messenger RNA of Colletotrichum chrysophilum, 564 nucleotides long. RefSeq lists its product as uncharacterized. Gene Ontology annotation, molecular function: aldose reductase (NADPH) activity. Bases 1 to 564 code for a protein of 187 amino acids. The transcript is spliced from 7 exons. Gene Ontology annotation, cellular component: cytosol. Lineage: Eukaryota; Fungi; Ascomycota; Sordariomycetes; Glomerellales; Glomerellaceae. The record is from RefSeq and is a predicted model, not a curated record.